Myotis davidii is the source of this 1561-nucleotide messenger RNA. It is a transcript of the gene CTPS2, whose product is annotated as CTP synthase 2. The record is from RefSeq and is a predicted model, not a curated record. Gene Ontology annotation, biological process: pyrimidine nucleobase biosynthetic process; CTP biosynthetic process. The transcript is spliced from 14 exons. The coding region runs from base 65 to 1561 and encodes 498 amino acids. Gene Ontology annotation, molecular function: CTP synthase activity; identical protein binding. Gene Ontology annotation, cellular component: cytoophidium; cytoplasm. Lineage: Eukaryota; Metazoa; Chordata; Mammalia; Chiroptera; Vespertilionidae.
UUUCUUUUGGCAGCGAUUUUUACAGAUUCUAUCUGGGUGCUGACACCCAGCCAUUCCUCUACCAAUGAAGUACAUCCUAGUCACCGGUGGGGUGAUCUCGAGCAUUGGGAAAGGGAUCAUCGCGAGCAGCAUUGGGACGAUUCUAAAAUCAUGGGGACUCCGAGUUACCGCCAUCAAAAUCGACCCCUAUAUCAACAUCGAUGCAGGCACUUUUUCACCUUAUGAGCACGGAGAAGUGUUUGUCUUAAACGAUGGUGGAGAAGUUGAUUUAGACCUUGGAAAUUAUGAAAGGUUCUUGGAUAUUAAUCUUUAUAAAGACAACAACAUCACCACUGGGAAGAUAUAUCAGCAUGUGAUUAAUAAAGAGAGGCGUGGUGACUACCUGGGGAAAACAGUACAAGUUGUCCCUCACAUUACUGAUGCUGUCCAGGAGUGGGUUAUGAAUCAAGCCAUGGUACCAGUGGAUGGUCAUAAGGAGGAGCCCCAAAUAUGUGUUAUUGAGUUGGGUGGCACCAUUGGAGACAUUGAAGGAAUGCCAUUUGUGGAAGCAUUCAGACAAUUUCAGUUUAAGGCAAAAAGAGAGAAUUUCUGUAACAUUCACGUUAGCCUUGUCCCACAGCCCAGUGCUACCGGAGAACAAAAAACCAAACCCACACAAAACAGUGUUCGUGCGCUGAGGGGGUUGGGCCUGUCUCCUGAUCUGAUCGUCUGCCGGAGUUCGAAGCCCAUCGAAAUGGCUGUGAAGGAAAAGAUUUCUAUGUUUUGUCAUGUGAACCCUGAACAGGUCAUAUGUAUCCAUGAUGUUUCUUCUACAUACCGAGUGCCUGUGCUUUUGGAGGAACAAGGCAUUGUUAAAUAUUUCAAAGAGAGAUUGGAUUUGCCCAUUGGUGAUUCUGCAAAUAAUUUGCUUUUCAAGUGGAAAAAUAUGGCUGACAGGUAUGAAAGGCUACAGAAAACGUGCUCCAUAGCCCUGGUCGGCAAAUACACCAAGCUGAGGGACUGCUAUGCCUCUGUGUUUAAGGCUCUGGAACACUCAGCCUUGGCCAUCAACCACAAGUUGAAUCUGAUGUACAUCGACUCCAUUGAUCUGGAGCACACCACUGAAACUGAGGACCCUGUGAAAUUCCAUGAAGCGUGGCAGAAGCUAUGCAAAGCUGAUGGUGUUCUGGUGCCAGGAGGCUUCGGAAUCAGAGGAACAUUGGGCAAACUCCAGGCGAUUUCUUGGGCAAGGGCAAAGAAGAUUCCUUUUCUGGGAGUUUGCCUUGGGAUGCAACUAGCAGUGAUAGAGUUUGCAAGGAGCUGCCUUAACUUGAAAGAUGCCAAUUCCACAGAAUUUGAGCCAAGUGCCCGUGUUCCUGUGGUGAUUGAUAUGCCGGAACACAACCCUGGCAAUUUGGGAGGAACAAUGAGGCUGGGAAUAAGAAGAACUGUUUUCAAAACUGAAAAUUCAAUAUUAAGUAAGUUUCUCAGAUUGUUUGUUUUAAGACAUCGGGUGUCAUUCGCCUUGCCCUUCCACCUCUCCGCUUUCCUUCCAGCCUUCCUCUCACCUGUCUCCCCCUAG